Messenger RNA from Penicillium macrosclerotiorum, 828 nucleotides. It is a transcript of the gene pre3, whose product is annotated as proteasome core particle subunit beta 1. The transcript is spliced from 5 exons. Gene Ontology annotation, cellular component: proteasome core complex. The record is from RefSeq and is a predicted model, not a curated record. The coding region runs from base 1 to 828 and encodes 275 amino acids. Lineage: Eukaryota; Fungi; Ascomycota; Eurotiomycetes; Eurotiales; Aspergillaceae.
AUGGUUGCCCCCCAUGGUGUGACGGGUGUGCUGGGCGAAGAUGGCAUUCACGUUGACAUGCAGCACCUGAAGAGUGGAGAAGUGAACCUGGGUACCUCGAUUAUGGCGAUCAAUUUCAAAGACGGUGUCAUUCUCGGUGCCGACAGCCGCACAACCACCGGUGCCUAUAUUGCCAACCGCGUCACCGACAAAUUGACACAGGUGCAUGAUACCAUCUGGUGCUGCCGCUCGGGCUCCGCAGCUGACACUCAGGCUGUCGCGGAUAUUGUCUCCUAUCACCUCAAUAUGUACGGUGUAGUCAAUAACGAGGCCCCCAGCACGCAAGUGGCGGCGUCUCUCUUCCAGGAAUUGUGCUAUGAGAACAAGGACCAACUCAGUCCUUCCUUCUUCUAUGGCAUCCCCCAUGUGGAUAAGGACGAUGUGUCGGAGGUGAAGGGGGUUGCAACAAGCAAUCGAGAGAACGGGCAGAGAGAGCGGUGUGCUAACUGUCUGUCUCACCCUAGUGCGGGCAUCAUUAUCGCAGGAUACGACCCCCGACAUGGCGGGCAGGUCUACUCGAUACCGCUGGGUGGAUCACUACACAAGCAGUCGUUCGCGAUAGGUGGAUCGGGCUCGACCUACAUCUACGGCUACACCGAUGCCCACUGGCGGGAACAGAUGACGGAGGAGGAAGGAAUUGACUUCGUCCGCAGUGCGCUGCAGGAGGCGAUCAAGUGGGAUGGCAGCUCGGGCGGUGUCAUACGCAUGGUGGUGCUGACCAAGAAGGGCGCCGUGCGGCAUCUGUAUCUACCCGAUACCAACUACACGGGGCCUGGCGUGACCCAUUAA